GAUGCAGAAGACAAGAUGUGCCAGCGCCUCUUGCUCCUGGGUGCCAGAUGGUUCAACAGUGAAGACCGCUAUAAUUUUAUUCAAAUUCUCGAAGAUAAAGAAGGGGCAUAUCCCUCGAGGAUGAAGAAUUGGCGGGUCACUGCCGCAACUCGGAUGGAGAGGCGUUGGGUAAGAGUGGGCUGGCCGAGUCGGGGUCCUGGAUUCUGGAUUGCGGAGUUUGAUGCCGACUGGGAAAGGUAUGACAAACAUGCUGUUAAAGAUGAGCCCAUUGUGCCCGACGAGGCAACACAAGUUCUUCUUGCGAGAACGAUGGACGAGAGAUGUGAGAUCUUGAAGCGGAUGGGAGGACGGUUUUUCGCGAGCUUGGAGGAAUAUAAGUACGGGGGUGGCGCGGCUUGUUUGACGGCAUGGGAGACUAAACUGAAGGGCGAGGUCGGACCGUUGAUUCAAACACCACUUGAGGAGGAGAAAGAAGAAAAAGAAGAAGUACAGCAGGGAGAGGAACAGGUGGUAGUGGUGGUGGAGUGAUGCUUGAAGCCUCUCGAAUUUAUUUAUGAGCUGUUUGUUGCCUUUUCUGUCUCUGUCUGUGGUUAAUGCUUGCCCCGUGUCUCCAUACAGGCAAAGCAAACUUCGAUGCUACCAAUUAAGCAG
Aspergillus heteromorphus CBS 117.55 is the source of this 651-nucleotide messenger RNA. RefSeq lists its product as uncharacterized. The record is from RefSeq and is a predicted model, not a curated record. Lineage: Eukaryota; Fungi; Ascomycota; Eurotiomycetes; Eurotiales; Aspergillaceae. Bases 16 to 528 code for a protein of 170 amino acids. The transcript has a single exon.